GCCAAGACAACGACAAACAACGUUCCCGAGUGAGUUCUGACUGAAAGAUAAAUGGAUGGGUUGCACAGUGCCUGCGUGUCUGAGGACUGUGUCCGGGGAGUUCUCGAGGAGAGGUUCUCUGUGUCCUGCAAAGCACCAGUGUCUCACAUCCAGGUCGACUGCUGCUCCUCCGUCUGUGCCUUCCCACUGCAGGGCAAUGAACUGUGCAUCCAGAGCAUCGCUGACCCUUCUCUGCAGCCCUUGCAGCUGAAAGGCCAUCAUCAUUCCAUAUCUGCUGUGACCUUUGGGAACAGGCAGAAGCCACUGUUAAUCUGUUCUGCCUCGGAGGACUAUGUGAUAGUGUGGGACGUAGAGAGAUGCCGCAAGAAAACAGAAGAAGGUUUGAUCGCCAUGGGGACUAUAGUUGGAACUCUCCUUGGAAAUGUCAGUCAUUUGUCUAUAUGCCCAAGAGAUGAAAAGGUUGCAGCAUGCACUGGUGCAAAAAUAUACAUAUUGAAUAUUAAGCAGGAGGAAGUUCUCUCAGUGUUUGAAGGUCACCUGGCUGCAGUGACUGCUGCAGUAUUCCCCUCCUGGAAUGCAGACAUUAUUGUGUCCAUCUCUGAAGACAGAACAUUUAAGGUUUGGAAUCUGUCAAAUGAGGAGCUAAUCCACCAGUCCGCUGUUUUAUCAGGUUCCCCUCUGCUCAGUGUGUUCCUAAGUGAAAUGAAUAAACAGCUUAUCACUGGAUCAGCUGAUGGUCAGGUCUGGGUCUUCAGUCUCCUCAGUGAACACAAGUACCGUUUAGUUACAAGGGUGGAUUUACAGAAAACUGAACAAAGAUAUCUGAAGAAUAAGGCGUUCAGAGAAACUCAGAAAGGGACUUCUAUUAAAGACAGCUUGGAAAAGGACAACAAAGUGGAGACUGUAAAUCCAGUUUUGAGAAUUGCACCUUUCAUUUCAGUUCUUGACACAAGAGGAAAUGCAAACAGGUUUUGUAGCAGGAGUGGGAGCUAUUUUUGGAUUGGAAGUUCAGAUGGUGUUUAUCUUAUUAAUUUGGCUACUUCUGAGUUGUGCACAGUUAUGCACUUCAAAGAUUACCCUGGAUUAACCAUUGCAAUGGCAGGAUCAUGGGCGAUCCAGCAAGGAAACCAAACCAAUGUUUUCUGCCUUCUGACAUCCAUGUUUGAAGAUAACAUUGCUCUGGUGCAGAUCAAUGUAACAGUGCUGGCUGAAAGUCACUGUUACUUUAAUGGGCAGGAAUGUCCAGGGGAAGACAACCUGUAUGUGGUUGCCAGGAGACCUCUACUACCUGAUUCUCUGCUAAGUUCGGAUGUUUUGAGGAAAGAUGCCUCCAAACCGCCGAAAAAAUCUGCUGUGAAGAACUGUGUGAAAGACCAGCCUGUUGUGUUCCACUCCAAAGUGAAAUCAUCCGGAUACACGGCUCCCGGAUGCAGAACCAUGUUUUCCCCCAAGACUAAUACACAGAAGAAAAAUCACCAGCUUUCAAAGUCCAGCAAGAAAAAUGAAGUUCUAUUCAAAGACUACCCAGCAGACUGUCCAGCACCCAGCAUUCUUCAAACACACCUGAAUGCCACAGCCAAGCCCACACCUGUGUGUAGCCUGCAGUUCUCAGGAGAUGGAAAACAGGUUGUGUGUGGUCUCUCAGAUACAUCCAUACUGCUAUAUAACUCCACUCUCUCAGGAGCACCAGCUGUCUAUACAGGUCAUGAUGGUGCAGUACGCUGUGUAGGGUGGAGCCACUGUAACCAAUGGCUGCUGUCUGCAUCUGAGGACAGGACCCUGAGAAUAUGGCCAGUCGGGAUCACUCAGCCUGCUCUCACCCUGGGUGGUGAAAGGUUUCCCCAACCCUUGAGAUCUGCACAGUUUUAUUAUAUGGACAAGUUUCUGCUGCUGUCAUGCGGCCCUUUGUUACAGUUGUAUUUGUACCACUUGGACACUUCACAGGAUGACAUCAAAAGAUACAAGCAAAAAAGUCUAUGCAAACUUGUUGAGAAGUUCCAGAUGACCACAGGGACGGAAAUCACCAGUGUUUCAGCAGUCAAUGAUUUCUUCUCCUAUAUUGUUCUGGUGGCUGGAAAUGAUCAUGCAGUGGAAGCUUUUGAUCUAAAUGUGGGUCGCAGAGCAGCUUGUAUCCCUGAUGCUCACACCAGAGCAGUUCACCACAUCGCUCAGAACAAGGGUUCAAUGUUCAGCACGCAGGAGCCUGAUGCAUACAAUCUCUUCUUGACAAGUAGUGUGACAGAUGGCAUCAAAUUGUGGGACCUGAGAACUCUGAGGUGUGUACAACGAUAUGAGGGUCACGUGAAUCGCUGCCAUCCCUGCACUGCUGCAUUCUCGCCCUGCGGGCAGUACAUCGCCACAGGUUCUGAAAACAACUGCGCCUAUGUAUUCGACAUCCGCAGUGGCACCUAUAUUCACAAGCUCGCAAGACAUUCAGACACCGUCAUUAAUGUGGCUUUCAACCCAUCCAGGCCCCAGCUUUUGACAGCCACCCUUGAUGGCAAACUGCAGCUGUUCAGACCAUGAGGUCAACUCAAAGAUGAGAGUCGCUGGAACAACAUCCCCAGCAUCAAACAGGAGUGACAUGUUAACCACCUGACUAUAGUACCACAUGGUUUCAGGGGAAGCUACUGUAAAACAUGUAAUUCUUAAGGAUUCAGGUUAUGCCUGAAGUCCGUAAAUGAAAGACAGGGUAUGAGAAACAUAUAGAACUUUGUGAGUGUAUACAGUAUAAAAUCAUAAGGAUAUCAAACUGUUGUGAAGGAUUGCAUCCCAUUAAAAAAAUAAAGAUGGAAGUAGAGAAACAUUCCAUCUCAAGAUGCAGAACCUACAGUAUUAUGUCCUUUAUCUGAAGAAGGUAUUUUAUUUGAAUUGUCAUUGUUUUUGGCUGGUGCAACAGCUCAGCUCCACAUGCUGUGCAGAGCAAUAUUCGUAUUCUACUGGUACACCCCCUGCUCAUAUCUGAAGGAGUUCCACUUGUAGAGAAUCUGUGAGCACUGCCAGUGACAAGUAGCAUUAUCUCACAUUAUAUUAUUUCCUUAUACUAACAUGACAUUUUAAUUUCUUUGAUGCAUGUCAUUCACAUGGGGUGGGGAAAGCAAAUUGAACAUAUUAUUGGUCUCAGUUGGGAGAGUCCAUUUUAUAGAGAGUAUUACCCAUUGAGGAAUCAGAAUGUUCAAGUUUGAUCAUAAUAGGCAAUUGAGGUAUUGUGAGAAGGUUCUAUUCUAUGUUAGCUACAGACCUGGCAAGGAUAUGCUGCUACAGAUUCAUCUGAGAUCAUUCCCUGCAACUCCCAUUUUGCAAUAAAAUCAGGCCUUUGUUUCGAAGAAUGUAGACUGCUGAUUUUUGGAAGAGAUGUACUAUAACCUCAUACUUGGCCAAAUAACCAAGUGCUGCAUAUUACAUGGUAUUAAAAUAAUGAAUUUAAAUUUGGGUAUUCUUUUUUAUUUUGGUCCAGGUUAUUAUGAUAGCAGAGCAGGGGUGAGCUGUAACUACAAAAAACACUGUAUACUGAAUACAUUUACAUAGCAAAUACAGUUUGUACAGUAUGUCUCUAUAGAUUUCAAUCCAACCUUUUGUUUUGUUGUUGGCC
Lepisosteus oculatus (spotted gar) is the source of this 3592-nucleotide messenger RNA. It is a transcript of the gene wdr27, whose product is annotated as WD repeat domain 27. Gene Ontology annotation, molecular function: protein binding. NCBI's taxonomy places the organism in Eukaryota, Metazoa, Chordata, Actinopteri, Semionotiformes, Lepisosteidae. The record is from RefSeq and is a predicted model, not a curated record.